CCCUGAGUCUGGAGCAGCAGCAGCAGCAGCAGCAGUGGAGCUUCACUGCCUCUCCUCGCCUCACAGUGCGGGAAUAUACCAGCGGAGAGCAGAAUGGAUACGGAAGGGAGCCAGAGCAGCCUGUCCUCCAGCACGGACAACUCCCCCCACGACCCCUGCAAAAUGUUCAUCGGGGGUCUGAGUUGGCAGACAACACAAGAAGGCUUGAAGGAGUACUUCUGCAAAUUUGGCGAGGUGAAGGAGUGCAUGGUGAUGCGGGAUCCCGUUACCAAGCGGUCGAGGGGGUUCGGCUUUGUAACAUACGCAGAACAAGCCGGUGUGGAAAAGGUUUUGGCGCAAAACAGACACGAGCUGGAUUCUAAAACGAUCGACCCAAAGGUGGCAUUUCCCCGCCGGGCUCAGCCUAAGCUGGUGACCAGGACAAAGAAGAUCUUUGUUGGGGGGCUGUCAGUCAAUACCACAAUCGAAGAUGUGAAGCAAUACUUCGACCAGUUUGGAAAGGUCGAUGAUGCCAUGCUCAUGUUUGACAAAACAACCAACAGACACAGAGGUUUUGGUUUUGUUACCUUUGAGAAUGAAGAUGUGGUCGAGAAAGUGUGUGAGAUCCACUUCCAUGAGAUCAACAACAAAAUGGUGGAGUGCAAGAAAGCUCAGCCCAAGGAGGUGAUGACGCCGACGGGCUCAGCCAGAGGCCGUUCCAGAGUCAUGCCUUAUGGGAUGGACGCUUUCAUGCUGGGCAUUGGAAUGUUAGGUUACCCAGGUUUUCAGACUGCUACCUACACCAGCCGCAGUUACUCUGGUAUCGCGCCCGGAUACACCUACCAGUUCCCUGAAUUCCAUUUAGAGAGGACCCCCCUCCUGACAUCAUCCCAUCCCCCUGAGCUGGCAGCCAUUCCCCUGACUGCAUAUGGACCAAUGGCAGCAGCUGCAGCAGCCGCUGCGGUAGUCAGAGGCUCCACCCCUUCACGCACAGCUGGCUUCCUGGGCACUAGCAGCCCAGGACCAAUGGCUGACCUGUAUGCCGCAGCUAAUCAGGACUCAGGAGUCAGCAGCUACAUCAGUGCAGCUAGCCCCGCCCCCAGCACAGGGUUCAGUCAUGGUCUAGGGGGUCCUCUGAUUGCUACUGCCUUCACUAAUGGCUACCACUGAGAAGACUCAGGUCACCGAGGAUGGGAGGGCGUCGCCCCUGCUGAUGAGCCAAUCACAAUGCUGGCUGCCCAUUGAUGGCACAACCUGAUUGGCCGGCCACAGGCUCUACUGGGCACUCCUGGCUCCACGUGGUUCCACCCACCGACUGAAUAUCUUUUUAAAUCCAGAACUCUCGUUUUGCUGUACUAAUCUCACUUCAACAUAACUUCCCCGUUUCUCCUCUUUUGUCCUCAUGUAGUGUAAUAACUAGAGCCCCCCCGUCCCCCCCAGUUAUCCAUUUUUUUUCUUUUGAAGCUGAGAAAAAGAAACUGCAAAAAAAAAAAAAAAAA
Messenger RNA from Archocentrus centrarchus (flier cichlid), 1478 nucleotides. RefSeq names its product RNA-binding protein Musashi homolog 1-like. Gene Ontology annotation, molecular function: mRNA binding. The record is from RefSeq and is a predicted model, not a curated record. The transcript is spliced from 14 exons. Gene Ontology annotation, biological process: central nervous system development; regulation of translation. Gene Ontology annotation, cellular component: cytoplasm. Lineage: Eukaryota; Metazoa; Chordata; Actinopteri; Cichliformes; Cichlidae. The coding region runs from base 94 to 1149 and encodes 351 amino acids.